Linepithema humile (Argentine ant) is the source of this 6833-nucleotide messenger RNA. The record is from RefSeq and is a predicted model, not a curated record. NCBI's taxonomy places the organism in Eukaryota, Metazoa, Arthropoda, Insecta, Hymenoptera, Formicidae.
CGUAAAAUAAAAAUCAUUUAAAAUAACUGCAAAUUUGCUGACAUUGGGACUUUGUUAACCAGUAAAGUAAAAUUUACUGUUGUUGGAGUUGACAUGGACUCUAAUAAAAAAGCCACGGUCGUUGAUGUCGAAUCUGAAGAUGACAUCGUUAUUUCUGGCAUCGCCGGUAGAUUUCCUAAAUCGGACAAUAUUAGACAGCUUCAAGAGAAUCUAUUUAACAAAGUGGAUCUUGGAACAGAUGAGGAACGACGAUGGAAUCAUGCUCACCCAGAUCUACCUCAACGUAUGGGAAUGAUUGACAAUUGCGAGAAAUUCGAUGCAGAUUAUUUUGAAAUACCCUUCAACGAAGUCCAUAUCAUGGAUCCUCUGAGUAGGAUGCUCAUGGAGCAUACGUACGAAGCUAUCGUUGACGCGGGAAUAAAUCCGAAAGUUUUAUCUGGAACGAAAACUGGAAUUUUUAUCGGAAUGUGCACAUCGGAGUCGGAGAAGACGUGGUUUAUUGAAAAAGCACAGAUAGCUGGCGCUGCAGCUUUUGGAUGUUACAAGCCUCUGUACGCAAAUCGAAUGUCUCACUGGUUAAAUAUAACAGGACCAUCUUGGACACUCGAUUCCGCUUGCAGCUCAAGUCUCUUCGCUUUAGAGUCCGCUUAUAGAAGUAUUCAGUCAGGGGAGUGUGACGCCGCUAUUGUCGGCGGUAUAAAUCUGUGCCUGAAUCCUUAUCUAGCUUUGCAGUUUGCGCGACUCGGAAUUUUAGCACCUGACGGAUUCUGCAAACCUUUUACCAACGAUGCAAACGGUUACAUGCGUAGCGAGACAAUCUCAGUCGCAUUUUUACAAAAAGCAAAGGUGGCUAAGAGAAUUUAUGCAACCGUCGUCCACGGGAAAACUAAUUGCGAUGGAUACAAGGAACAAGGCAUUACCUUCCCGUCGAGCAAAAUGCAACAAACCUUACUUGAAGAGUUUUACAAUGAAUGCGGUAUUUCGCCGACUUGCUUAGGCUACAUGGAGGCUCACGGCACUGGCACCUAUGUUGGCGAUCCAGAAGAAAUCAAUGCACUCGAGCAGGUUUUCUGCAAGAACAGACAAACUCCUCUAUUAAUCGGCUCUAUCAAGUCAAACUUGGGCCAUUCUGAAGCUGCUAGUAGCAUGUGUCAAAUUGCUAAGGUGAUAAUUGCAAUGGAAACUGGCUUAAUCCCGCCAAAUAUAAACUUCACACAAAUACGGAAAGGUGUUAAGGCUUUUGAAGAUGGAAGUAUACGCGUGGUGACCAACACAACACCGUGGACUUCUGGAUUUAUGGGUAUCAAUUCGUUCGGUUUUGGUGGAGCCAAUUGCCACAUCUUGAUGCGAAGUAACACAAAGGAAAAGAUCAAUAAAGGAGCACCGAAUGAUAAUCUGCCCAGACUCGUUGUCCUGUCUGGACGUACCGAACAAGCAGUUGAAUCAUUUCUAAAUGAGAUCGAGAACCGGCCGAUAGACGUCGAAUAUAUACGGCUAUUGCAUGAUAUUUACGCUGAUGAAAUGAAAAAUCAUCCUUACAGAGGAUACGUGAUUGUCGAAUCUAAAACGCCGAUCAAAGCGGCAAAAGAAAUACAAUAUUAUUCAGGUGAGAAAAAACCGAUUUGUUUUGUGUUCUCCGGAAUUGGAUCGCAAUGGAUUAGCAUGGGUCAAGCGCUACUGCGAUUCCCAGUAUUUUCCAAAACCAUAGAAAAAUGCGAUAUGAUUUUAAAAAUGCAUAGAAUGUAUAUCAUUGACAUAUUAACGAGUAAAAAUAAAGAUAUUUUUAACGAUAUAUUGAAUUCACUUGUGGGCAUCACCGUAAUGCAGGUAGGAUUAAUCGAUCUCUUAAAAUCCGUAAAUAUCGUGCCAGAUUAUGUCGUUGGUCACUCAAUUGGUGAACUCUGCUGCGCGUAUGCGACCGGUAAUUUCACCCUUGAACAAGUGAUUUUAUCCUCGUAUUACAUAGGACUGGAAUUGAAGAAAAUAAAAAAAAUUAACUUCGCGAUGGUGAAUAUCGGUCUCAGUUAUGAGAAUGUGAAGAACAUAUGUCCAACGGAUAUCGAAGUUAUCUACAGAAACAGUCAAAAUACUUGCUCCGUAAGCGGUCUAAAAAAGUCAGUAAAAGCGUUCACAAAACAAUUAGAGGCCAAUAAUGUAUUUACUGAGGAAGUCAACUGCUGCGAAAAUCCUCUGCAUACUCGUUAUCUCCUCCCCGCGAGAGCAACGAUUCUGGCUUACUUAAAUCAAAUAAUACCGCAAAAAAUGACUCCCAAUCACAUAUGGCAGUUUAUUUGCAACGCAAAAUUGUCCUGCGCUGAAUAUUUCACGAAUAAUCUAUUGAGUCCUGUAUUUUUCGAUAAAACCGCGCAGUUAAUUCCUAGAAACGCAGUGACUCUUGAAAUCGCGCCGGAUGCUAUUCUUCAGAGUGUUACGAAAGAACUGUUCGACACAACCAGUAUCACGUUACUUCAGCGUAAUCACGAGGACAAUGUCAAAGUAUUUUUCCAAGGUCUAGGAAAAAUGUACAACAAUGGCUUGCAACCGCAAUUAGCAAAUCUAUAUCCAACCGUGAAAUUUCCUGUUAGUCGUUCCACGCCGAUGAUCUCGCCGUCAAUCAAAUGGGACCAUUCCGAGAACUGGUACGUAACAAGCCAUAAAAUGCAGACGAAACUCUCUACCGGAGUAAGGAUGGUUGAAGUUGUGCAAAAUGACGAAGAUUACGAAUAUAUGAGCGGUCAUGUGAUUGACGGAAAACAGUUAUUGCCAGCUACUGGAUAUCUCAUGCUAGUUUGGCAGACGAUGGGUAUGCUGAAAAGUCUAUCGUAUAGCGAUAUGCCGAUCGUGUUUGAGAAUGUCAAGUUCAUUCGGGCAACGCACUUUCCGAAACAAGGACCCGUGUAUCUAACAAUAAUGGUGCAGAAAGGAAAUAAUGCCGUCGUCACUGGCACUGUGCGUGAACCGACAAAUAUUGCCGAAGAAAAGUUACCGAGUCAUCUGUUAAAUCAAGAGAACGACAAUGAGGAGGAAGUAAUGAAAACAAAAGAUAUCUACAAAGAACUCAGAUUACGAGGAUAUCAAUACGCCGGCAUGUUUCGAGGUUUGAAGAGUUCGUCGACUACGGGAAAACAAGGGCACAUAGCUUGGAUGUACAAUUGGGUAACAUUUAUGGAUAAUAUGCUGCAAAUGAAAAUCCUCGGGAUAGACACGAGGAGUCUUCACGUUCCCACGGGAAUACAAAAGUUGGUGAUCGAUACGAAAUUUCACAUACAGCAAAUACGGAACGCAGCAGCUAACGAUUAUCAGCUUCCUGUGCGUGUGUACAAAACCUGCGACGCGGUAGUAUCCGGCGGUGUAGAAAUUCGCGGAAUCACAGCUACUUCCAUAUUUCGUCGAAAGCCAGCGGGGGAGCCCGUUAUCGAAGAGUACAGAUUCAUAGCUCAUCGUGAUGGAGCCGAGGUCUUGCAGGAAGCCGUGAUGCUGUCGACGCAUCUCGCUCUGGAGUAUCAUCAAGUGAUAAAAGUGAAUAUUAUCGAAUUGAUCGAAGAUGAUGACAAAGUAGAAACAGAUGAAAUAGCAUCCCCAUUGUUUAUCGAUAUCUUGGGUGAUCUACCGUUGCUUCAACCAAACAUUACUCUGGUGACCAGAACCGAUCGCUUCGAUUGCGUUACUCUUCCUUCGAAAAUCACAGUCUCGCAAUCAAAAAAGUUGUCGACUGACGAUAAUGCGAUAUUAAUAACAGGAUACAAUUUGUUUACAAACAACAAGAGCAAGACCUUAAAAGAAAUUUUGCCGGCGUUACAAAACAAUGGAUUCUUAUUGACACGAGAACAGUCCUUCACGAAAGACGACAUUGCGACUGCCGAAAAGUACGAUUUAGCAGUAGUACUUGAGAAACGCACGCAGAAAGAGCACAUUAUACUGUUAAAGAAGAGAGAACAGUCGACGAAAAAAACUAAAGUUAUUCACGUGAACAAUUACGAGUUCUCUUGGUUGGAGCAGCUUAAAUCGAUCUUGAACGCGGAGAACGAGUCAAGAAACGCUGGAAAAAUAAUUUUAGUCAGCGAGAAAGAUUCGGAAUGCGGCUUGUUGGGCCUCGUCAAUUGCUUGAGAAGAGAACCAGGCGGCGAAUCGAUCAGAGGAGUAUUUAUUCAAGACGAAACUGCACCGGAGUUUUCUUUGCACGAUCCAUUAUACGCGGAGCAACUCCGGAUCGAUCUUAUCAUAAAUGUCUUGCGUCCGGGUAAAACAUGGGGUUCAUACAGACAUCUUCCGUUAGCGCCACUGACACCAAAGCUCGUGUACCACGCAUUAGCCAAUCAACUGAUAUUUCUCAAUUAGGUGAGCGGUGAUUUGAGUUCAUUUCGCUGGAUGGAAGGCCCGAUUACACCAGAUUAUAAGGAGAAUAAUCUCGUUCACAUAGCUUACUCGUCUCUCAAUUUCAAAGAUGUAAUGAUAGCGUCCGGCAAACUUGCACGAGAUAGUUUCUUUUUAAUGCGUGGACGACUCGAGGAUUGUAUGGUGGGUAUGGAAUAUGUCGGCGUCGAUAAUACUGGACAGAGAGUAAUGGGAAUUUGGGAAAACAGAUGCAUAUCAAAUAUGUGCACAUUCUCCAAAUACUUAUCCUGGAACGUUCCUGACGAGUGGAGCAUGGAGGACGCUGCCACGGUUCCGUGCGCUUACAGCACGUGCUGUUACGGAUUAAUCGUCAAAGCAAAUAUGAAAAAAGGCGAGACGGUACUGAUCCACUCCGGUACCGGUGCUGUGGGACAAGCUGCGAUUCAUCUUGCGCAUCACAAAGGUUGCGAGAUAUUCACCACCGUUGGCACUCCGGAAAAGCGAAAAUUUAUCAGAGACACGUUCCCGUUCAUCCCAGAGAAUCACAUUGGAAAUUCGCGCGACAACAGUUUUGAGCAAAUGAUACUUAGUCAGACCAACGGCCGUGGCGUGGACAUUGUAUUGAACUCGCUCGCCGAAGAAAAACUCCAGACGUCCAUCCGUUGCCUCGCGAAGGGCGGGCGUUUUCUGGAAAUCGGCAAAUUCGAUUUUAUGGCCAAUAAUUUGUUGAACCUGUCGAUGCUUUCUAAAGGGAUUAAAUUUUACAGCGUUAUGUUGGAUAAGAUAUUCACAGCUCCAGAGGAACCAAAAGCACAUUUAAACAGGGUAGUGGUCGCACAUCUUGAGAAUAAAGCUAUUCAACCGAUUGCCAGGAAGAUUUUUGAAAAGGAUGAAGUGGAGGCUGCAUUCAGAUACAUGGCAGCUGGAAAGCAUAUAGGAAAGCUUCGUCACUUUGUUGUGUUCUCUUCGGUAUCUUGCGGAAGAGGAAAUGCCGGACAGACCAAUUACGGCAUGGCAAAUUCCAUCAUGGAGAGAAUUUGCGAGAGAAGAGUGCAAGAGGGUCUGCACGGACUAGCAGUUCAAUGGGGUGCGGUCGGCGAUGUCGGCCUCGUGGCUGAUAUGCAAGACAACGACAAAGAAAUGGUUAUCGGCGGCACUUUGCAGCAAAAGAUAACUUCCUGCAUCGCGAAACUCGAGGACUUUUUGUUACAAAAACAGCCUAUAGUGGCGAGCAUGGUUGUAGCCGAAAAGCGGCUGAACACUUUUGGCGCAUCCAGUAUUGUCGAAACUGUGGCCAAUAUUAUGAAUCUGAAGGACAUGAGCACCGUGGCUCAUCACAUGCCUUUCUCCGAGCUUGGAAUGGACUCGAUGAUGGCUGUGGAAAUCAAACAGACCUUGGAACGGGAAUAUGAGAUUUUCCUUACCGCGCAAGAUAUUCGCAAUCUCAAUUUCGCUAAGCUCGCCAAAAUGUUCGAAAAAGAUGUGAAGAACGAGGAACUCACCGAGAUAACAGGAAUGAAAUUGCUCAUUCGCAUAUCAGGCGAAGAUCAAUUGAUACCCGAUGUUUGUAUAAAGCUUCCGACGAAAGAAAGCACGACGGAAAGCGAAAUAUUCCUAUUGCCAGGUAUAGAGGGUUGUGGAAGCGUCUUUGAUUUGCUGGUGCCAAAAAUCGAAGGUUCAGCAACGUGCCUGCAAUACAACACGCAUAACAUCGGCACAGACUUAACAUCAAUAAAAGAUAUCACUAAUAGCCUGUUACAGCACAUUUUGUGCAGAGAACAAAAAUUGCCACAAAAUUUUGUACUAGUCGGUUAUUCGUAUGGAUCGAUAAUUGCAAUUGAAUUAGCACGGAAGUUAGAAGAAAUGAAUCUCAAAGGCCGAUUGAUACUCAUCGAUGGAGCACCCGAGCAUAUGAAGGCAAUAGCUAAUGCAAAUUGUCCUUUCACUACGUUAGAUGAAUUCCAGAAUAAUAUUCUUUUGGGUAUAAUGGAUUUGUUUCAACCAACAGUUAGUGGAAAGUUUCUAUUGGAGUUAAACAAAUGUACUAAUACUAAUUGGGACGAAAAAUUAGAAAUUUUUUUGAAACAUGCUUCUUCGGCUUAUUCACAAGUAACGAUUGACAAAAGAAAAGCCUUGUGCACAACAAUGUAUAAGCAUUUGAUCGGUCUACAUGAAUACGAUGUGACACAAGUACCGAAGAUCGAAUCACCUAUAAUACUUCUGAAGCCCACGACAUAUUCAUUACUUUUUCCUCAAGAAGACUAUGGCCUGCACAAGAUUACUAAAGGAAAGAUAGAAAUACACUAUGUUGAAGGCACUCACAUGACAAUAAUGGACAAUGAGAAAGUCGUUGCUGCAAUUAAUGAGGCAAUUAAUUCCAUCGAACCUAUUCAAAAGCAUGCAAAUAUAAUGAGUAAUAAUAAUAUGACAUCUGUUCAAAAUAUCCGUGCUAGAACAUAGAAGUUAAUAUGCAAUUUCAAAUCCUAUGUGUAUACACA